AUGUGACGUCUUUGGAAAGCGUCGCUUUUCGGGAACCACAUGUCCCGGCGCUCCCCGCGGGGGGGGGUCAAAGAUGAAGCGCAAGAUGGCGGCGGACGCGGAGCAUGGGCCGCUGGAGGAGGCGGUGGAAGAGCCGCGGAGCUUCAAGGACCUGGGAGUAACAGAUGUGCUGUGUGAAACUUGUGACCAGUUGGGAUGGAAGACACCAACUAAAAUUCAAGUUGAGGCUAUUCCUGUGGCUCUCCAAGGCCGGGAUAUCAUCGGGCUGGCAGAGACAGGCUCUGGCAAAACAGGGGCCUUUGCUUUGCCCAUCCUGCAGACACUGCUGGAAACACCCCAACGCUUCUUUGCUCUUGUCCUCACACCAACCCGAGAGCUCGCCUUCCAGAUCUCGGAGCAGUUUGAAGCUCUUGGAUCCUCCAUUGGCGUCCAAAGUGCGGUUAUUGUAGGUGGAAUUGACAUGAUGUCACAGGCUCUGACCUUAGCCAAGAAGCCACAUGUUAUAAUUGCAACACCUGGCCGCCUGAUUGACCAUCUGGAAAACACAAAAGGUUUCAACUUGCGAGCUCUUAAGUACCUGGUUAUGGAUGAAGCUGACCGGAUCCUCAACAUGGAUUUUGAGACCGAGGUGGAUAAGAUCCUAAAAGUGAUUCCCCGAGACAGGAAGACAUUCCUCUUUUCUGCCACCAUGACCAAGAAGGUGCAAAAGCUUCAGCGUGCUGCACUGAAGGACCCUGUUAAAUGUGCUGUUUCCUCCAAAUAUCAGACAGUUGAAAAACUGCAGCAGCAUUAUAUUUUCAUCCCCUCCAAAUUCAAGGACAGUUACCUGGUUUAUAUCCUGAAUGAACUGGCUGGGAACUCCUUCAUGAUAUUCUGCAGUACCUGCAACAACACUCAAAGGACAGCUCUCCUGCUCCGCAACUUGGGUUUCACUGCCAUACCCCUCCAUGGACAGAUGAGUCAGAAUAAGCGACUGGGAUCCCUGAACAAGUUCAAGGCAAAGGCCCGUUCCAUUCUGCUGGCUACAGAUGUUGCAAGCAGAGGUCUGGACAUCCCACAUGUGGAUGUGGUGAUAAAUUUUGAUAUUCCCACACAUUCCAAGGAUUACAUUCACCGGGUGGGGAGGACGGCUCGAGCUGGACGGUCUGGCAAAUCCAUCACCUUUGUCACUCAGUAUGAUGUGGAACUAUUCCAGCGCAUUGAGCACCUCAUUGGCAAGAAGCUGCCUGUAUUCCCCACACAGGAGGAGGAGGUCAUGAUGCUAACGGAGCGUGUGGCUGAAGCCCAGAGAUUUGCUCGUAUGGAGUUGCGGGAGCAGGGAGAGAAAAAGAAGCGAUCCCGGGAUGAGGCCAAUGAUGACGAUGACACAGAGGGAGCUACAGGUGUCAGGAACAAGGUGGCUGGUGGGAAAAUGAAGAAAAGGAAAGCCCGUUAGCCAGAUACUUAGACUUCUGUCCCCUUUGAGUUUACAUGGGCUGGGGCAGUACCUACCACACAGUAUUUCCAUCAAACCUGAAGCCUCCAGAACUACACUUGUAAAUGGCAGGCCAGUUGGAAAGAAAUUUUCCAUCAUGUCUGCGUCUCCAGCACCGUCUUCAGUCAUAGGGUGAACCUGCACCCUGGUAGUAUACUGGAACCCGUCCUCCUACUCAGGGUUGGUAUCUGUUCUAAUGCUGGGCUGUAAGCGGGAGUCGUCUCCUGCAGCUGGACUGUCCCCUGGACCUGGAAGCAACAGUCUCCUGGCAAAACCCAUUUUUAUAGGGAUUAAAUGGGAAGUGUUGGCCUAUGGAUACCUUUUCCCCCAAUCAUGCUGCAGCCUAUCAUCACUCACCAUCCAAACCUCAACGAGUGCCUCUUUAUAAGACAAUUGGAAGGAAGAAGAAAACUGAGAAGCACCUUAAAUUUUUCAGAGUAUGCAUAUGACGCUCCAGGAUGGGAUUCUUGCCUUGAACAGAGACACUCCUGCUGGGGCAAAAACUCCAAAUAUAUUUUGCUUAACCACAAAUCAAUUUGCUUUUCUGUGUAUUCUAACUUAUUGUGCCACUUCUGCUAACUUUCAAAGUUAUCUGUUUUAAGGGGUUUCCCUCCCAUGUAGGUCAACAUCAUCUCCACCUAUCACCAUGCUUUCUGUGACAGCUGUCUGAUGUCCCAGACAUUGCAGUGACUUCAUAUAGUCUACUCCCGCUGGAGGAGAAAUGCCAAGAAAAUAGAGAGGCAUGGGCAGAUUUAUGUAUAUGGCUUUCUAUGCUCCCACUAGUAGUCACUGACUCCUGUAGUACCUAAGAGCCAACACGAGGGGGCAGUGUUACACAGUCAAGCAGCGAAGCCCUUUAUGCUGGAGGAACAGUAAUAGAUUAUCAGAUGUUCUAUUUCUGGCUUUUCCUCUUUAUCCCAGUACUGCUUUCUUUGUGUAUUGCUUCUGAGCUUAGUAGACUAUAAGAAGUAAGAGAACCUCUGUGUAAAAAGUGGAAGAAAGAAUUCAACUCCCUUUUCAAUACACCAGCAGUCUGGUUCUAAUUCCUACCGGUAGUAAACCAAUGCUAAUAUGAGCUGAAAGGGUGCUCUUCAGUUACUUUCUAAAACAUGCCACCUCCUCAGGCAACUGAAUAAUUUUGCUGUCUGGGUGGUUUACAAAGUGUCUGUUAGAGCUGGUCAGAAACAAGAAUUUCCGUUCCCUAGAAAUCCACAUAUAUGGAGGAAGGGGUUCUGAAUGGGAAGGAAAAACCAAAAUUUUGACAUUUAAAAAUUCUGAAAAACUGAUUCAGGGCCAGUUUGUUAAUGUCAAAACAUUAAAUAUUAAAUGCAAUAUAUAAAAGUCAGGAAUAGUUAAGGUAAAAGUGUUUAUCAAAAGCAAGUGUUCUAACUUUCUUGUGAACGUUCAUCAAGAUUAAACACAUUCCUGCAAAAUUUCAGUUUACAAUAAAUAGCAUUUUCCAAUAA
Messenger RNA from Chrysemys picta bellii (western painted turtle), 2940 nucleotides. RefSeq names its product DEAD-box helicase 47 (gene DDX47). Gene Ontology annotation, molecular function: RNA helicase activity; ATP binding; nucleic acid binding. NCBI's taxonomy places the organism in Eukaryota, Metazoa, Chordata, Testudines, Emydidae. The record is from RefSeq and is a predicted model, not a curated record.